Emiliania huxleyi CCMP1516 is the source of this 1188-nucleotide messenger RNA. RefSeq names its product phosphatidate cytidylyltransferase. Gene Ontology annotation, cellular component: endoplasmic reticulum membrane. Lineage: Eukaryota; Haptophyta; Isochrysidales; Noelaerhabdaceae. The transcript has 8 exons. The record is from RefSeq and is a predicted model, not a curated record. Bases 1 to 1188 code for a protein of 395 amino acids. Gene Ontology annotation, molecular function: phosphatidate cytidylyltransferase activity.
AUGGCGGAGCUGCGACGCCGGCGGCCUCCUGCCGGGACCAGCGAGCCGCUGCCCAGCGACGCGUCGGACACCCUCUCCGACACGGACGUCGACUGCGGCGCCAGCUCCGCGUCCGAGACGGACAUGGCAGAGCGCGAUCCCUCCAGAGAGGCUGGAUCGUUUGGGCCAGCCGGCCACACGAGCGGCGAGAACAAGCUGACCAAGCUGGUGAAACGGCUCUUCUUCGGCACCUCGCUCCUCCUCUUCCUCAUCUUCGUCUUGUCGCUCGGCCACCUGACCACGCUCGCGAUGCUGCUCAUCGCGCAGGCGCCGCCGUUCGCUCACACAGCCGUGCUGAUGUUCCGUGAGCUGGUCAACGUGCGGUACAAGACGCGGCUGGUAAAGACCAUCCCGUGGUUCCGGACGACGCAGUGGGGCUGGUUCUGGUGCUGCAUGGUCUACUCGUACGGCAACUCCUUCUCGCAGGAGAAGCUGCUCUCCCUCAUCCGCAGGCGACCGCCCGCCACUCCCCCGACGCUGGUGGGGAUGCUGCCCUACGUGCAGCUCCUCUCCAUGGCGGCCUACUCCUUCAUGCUGAUGCUCUUUGUCCUCACCCUCAAGGCCGGCUACUACAAGUACCAGGUCGGCCAGCUCGCUUGGACGAUGGCUGUCAUCGUCGUCACCGUCGUGCAAGUCAACUCGUUUACGCAAAACAUCUUCAACGGCAGCAGACCCCGCGACCCGCACAUCCGCCCCGCCUCUUCUGGCCUCGCUUGGGGCAAGAAGCUCACGCAGAAGCCCUUCCUCGCCAUCUCGCCAAACAAGACCUGGGAGGGCUUCUUCGGCGGCGGCAUCUGCACCGUCAUCUUCGCCUUCUACUUCCCGCUGCUGCUCGUCUCCUACUUCCACCCCACCGUCUGCCCCUGCGAGGCGACACUCCAAAGCCACUCCAUAGCCACUCCACACACACGCGCGCCUAGUCCCUGCGCCUUCGCCUCGCUCGUCGCCCCGUUUGGCGGUUUCUUCGCCUCGGGCAUCAAGCGCGCCUACAAGAUCAAGGACUUUUCGGCGAUCAUCCCCGGCCACGGCGGCGUCUUCGACAGGCGCCGCCGCCCCAGCCGCCGCAGCCUGUCGGCGCUGCCAGCGGAGGAGCGGCUGCUGCUGUACCGAGAGCUGACGGCGUCGCUGCGGGACGCAAAGCUGCUGUAG